Molecule: messenger RNA, 2813 nt
Organism: Magallana angulata
Lineage: Eukaryota; Metazoa; Mollusca; Bivalvia; Ostreida; Ostreidae
Exons: 14
Coding region: 207-2066 (619 amino acids)
Cellular component (GO): plasma membrane
Molecular function (GO): ABC-type transporter activity; ATP hydrolysis activity; ATP binding
Source: RefSeq, a predicted model, not a curated record
AAAAGACAAUCUUUGGUGGACGCAAUCACUUCGGACAGCAAAGCCUACUGCUGAAGAAAGACAGAAGACAGAAAGAAAGAAAGAGAGAGAGUAAAAAGUCUGAACAACGAAAUGCUAGAAAAAAUAUAAUCAAUAAUUGCUUUAAAAAUACUUCAUCGGUUUUUUUCCCGCGUUUAUUCUAUACUCUUCAUUGACAAAUCGCUGAGAUGGACUCAAAAGAAAUUGUUUUCCGAAACUUGAACAUAAGUUUGAAGCAAAAACAUGUGCUUAAAAACAUCAGCGGUGUGGCUAAAUCGAAGGAGGUAUUGGGAGUGUAUGGGCCAAAAGGUGCUGGGAAAACCACUCUGGUUGAAACUCUUGCAGGGCAACUCAAACCAUACAUCGGUGACGUUCUAUUGAAUGGAACCCCAAUCGAGCACGCGCAGACGGAAGUGGUUUUGGUGCAGUCUAAUGACCUUCAUCUGCCAUUGUUGAACGUGUUCGAAACACUUAAGUACACGGCGUAUCUACGACUCACUGAAAUCUCUCCCAAGGACCUAGAACUUCGAAUACGUCAUGUGAUUGACUUAUGUAAUCUUCACGCGUACAAAGACCUAAUGGUCCAAUUUCUUCCUGUUCCUGCACGAAAAAGGACGAGUCUGGCAUGUGAGUUACUUCUAAACCCCUCGGUGCUUAUCAUUGAUGACCCGGUUGAUCAAAUGGACUUCAAGGAUGCUAUGGACUUUCUUAGAUUAUUACGUCAUUACGCCGAGAAAUAUGACAAAAUUGUGGUGACGUCAUUGGCUGCCGCUCCCAGUGCGUUCUACAGCGUCUGUCAUAACUACCUCUUCUUGUACAGCGGCCAUAUAGCCUUCUAUGGCUCUGCAACGGAGCUUCCGAAUUUCCUCAAUGAUUUAUGUCUUCCUACGCCAAUGGGAUACAACCGCGCGGACUACAUGCUCGAGUUACUGAAUGAGAAUACCCUGAAUGAUCGCUCACCAAUACAAGAGAAAAUCGUACAGGAAAUGUACAGGAGAAGACAAGAACCCGGAUGGGAGUGCAAGUCUUUUAUCAACAAAUAUCCGAUUACCUGCCAUCACAAACACAGCUCACCGCCCCCUAGCGGACACCAUGCAAAGAAAUAUGAUACGACUGUUCAUCUCCAUCACGACGAAGUUGAAGUUUUGGUGGAAAACUCCACACUCCACCCUAGCGUGUUUUCAACAUCGUUUGGUCAUCAAUUCAACAUCCUGCUGUGCAGAAAUUUUCACAAUGCUCGACGAAGGAUCCUAAAUCCAAUCAGUCUCAUUCAAAACUUCUACAUUUUAGCAGUUUGUGUUCUAAUAUGGUGGAGACCGGAAAGGAUAGAAACGGAAGUGAUGGACCGGAUGGGACUUUUUUUCUUUACCGUCGUGCAGUGGGCUUUCUUCGCAUUGUUGGAUGCUAUUUUGACAUUUCCCAAGGAAAUCAAGGUCAUUAACCAUGAGCGGAAGUUUCGCCAUUAUCGUCUGUCUGCUUUCUGUCUGUCCAAGUUUCUGAGUGAGAUUCCGCUGGCCAUCAUACAGCCCUGCGUGUAUCUGUCGGUCAUCUACUGGGUCGCCAAUCUCAAUGGCGUCUACGCCUUCCUAGCCUCGACUGGGGUCCUCAUUGUUGACGUGUUGGCGGCGCAGAGUAUUGGAGUAUUCAUUGGGUCGGCCCUUCAACCUCCUUGGACAGUAAUGAUUGUCUCCCUUGGAUUGCUCUCUAUGAUGUUAUGGGGUGGCGCUUUUAAUACUCCUCCAUCUUGGUUGAGUUGGGGAAAAUAUGCGUCGUUUUUCUUUUACGGACUACAAGCUUUAAUUGCUCUUGAAUUCAAGGAUGCACCACCAAUCAAAUGCUCACCAAACAGCACACUUCCGGUUUGCAAUAUGGUUAACCCAAACACCAACCGGACCGUGCAGGAAUUUGAUUCUGACGUCAUUUUAAUGGUGCAAAAAAUCACGUGGCCUGUUUGGCAAUACGUCACUGUGUUGCUUGUUAUAUUGGUGGUCACACGAAUUCUCUGGUACAUCGUGAUGAGAAGGCAGAAACUGCACUGGCACUUAUGAGAGAGAGAGAGAGAGAGAGAGAGAGAGAGAGAGAGAGAGAGAGAGAGAGAGAGAGAGAGAGAGAGAGAGAGAGACACACACAGAGAGAGAGAGAGACAGAGACAAAGAUUUUUCACAUUGUACUGUGUAUAUUAGAUGUCCCUUUUGUUACUUUAUUUAGACAUUAAAUCUACUUAAAAAUGGAAUGUAAAAGAAAUCAAUUCUGUGUUGCUUUAUAUAGUAUGACUCUUAUCUUCAAUGCGGAAAUAGGUGAAUUUAUUAUAUCUUGUUUCACACGGAAGAUUCUGUCGGAAAUAAAGUCUACUUUUACGGCACCUUCACCCCCACACAAUGAACUUAUAGACUUCUUAUUAGGUAAAUGCAUUCAUUUAUAAUGCACUCCCUUGCCUUUUAUCAAGUUUAGAAAUAAGGUCAGAGUUUUCGAAUCAUAUAUAAAGACCCAAUCAAAGCGUAGUUAACAGACUGCACAAUUGUCCAUUUUGAAAAGUGUUUAGGUUAUUUCCCUGCAAAAUAUAAUGAUGUCCGUUACUGGAACCUUGAUGUGCAUGAUAUCAGCAAUUAUUGCAACAUGUCUGUUGAUGCUGUGUGAUUCUGCCGUUGUUAAAACUCGAUCACCUUUAUACCAUAUGAAUUAUGUCACCUAUCCACCAAGUACAACUCUGCUAACUGGAACACCUUAUUAUUUUGGCACCUAUCCUACUAUGCCAACUCUACAAAACUACUGUAUUCGCGACGGGAAGAUGUACU